UCAUCAGCCAACCAUGGCGACAAGCUUUGCCAUCCCAAUAGCUCUGCUUGCGCUCCUGGGCUCCGCGGCGUGCCAAAACGUCGUCUACGCUCCGAGCACAAGCCCACCCGCCAGCCUGAGCCCGCCGAGCCCAAACUCAAUCUCCAGUCCUCCAAGCCAAAAUCCACCGGGCUCAAAUCCACCAGCAUAUCCUCCGAGCCCAAGCCAGCCCGCUAAUCCUCAGCCUAGCCCCAGCCCGGUGGCUUAUCCACCAAUCCAAAGUCCAUCAAGUUCGACUCCACCACCAGCUUAUCCUCCCACCCCAAGCCCAUUGGUAUCGACUCCACCUACAUAUCCUCCUCGCCCAAGCCCUUUGAGCCCAUCGGUCCCACCUACUUAUGCUUCCAAUGUGAGUCCAAGCCCAACCGCAUACCCUCCAGGCGCUAGCCCAAGUCCAACAAGCGCAAACCCACCAACGAUGUAUCCUUCACCAGGUCCAAGCCCAACCAGCUAUGGCCCGAGCAUGAACCCCAGCCCGAUUCCACCAUCUCACUCUCCGAGUGCAAGCUCGCCAGCGUACACUUCCCCAAGCCCAAGCCCAUCAAUCCCGAUUCCAUCCACCUUUCCAGCUCCAAGCCCAGGCCCGAUCCCAUCUAGCUCAAUCUCAAGUCCACCCAAUUACCCUCCUGCUAGUCUAAGCCCUGGCCCAAGCACCGCUCCAUCAGGGCUUAGUGUCGGCUACUACAAGUACUCGUGCCCCGAUGCGGAAAGCAUCGUCAGGGAGGCCGUGAAGAGCGCCACGGACAGUAACCGUGGCACGGGCGCCGGCCUCAUCCGUUUGUUCUUCCACGACUGCUUCGUUCAGGGGUGCGAUGCUUCUGUUCUCCUGAACACGACUGGCUCUACCCAACCCACGGAGAGGGCCAGCGCGCCCAACCUGAGCCUGCGCGGCUUCGAGGUGAUCGACUCGGCCAAGGCGGCACUCGAGGAUGCCUGCCCCGGCGUCGUCUCGUGCGCUGACAUCGUCGCCUUCGCCGGCCGCGACGCCACCUACUUCCUCAGCGGCAAUGCGGUCGACUUCGACAUGCCGGGCGGCCGCUACGACGGGCGCGUGUCGCUCGACAGCGAGGCCCUCGCCAACCUGCCGCCGCCGUUCGCCAGCCUGCAGGAGCUCAAGGACAUGUUCGCCGCCAAGGGGCUCGACACCGAGGACAUGGUCACGCUCUCCGGCGCGCACACCGUCGGCCGCUCCCACUGCUCGUCCUUCUCCGACCGCCUCUCGCCCAACGCCUCGGACAUGAACGCCACGCUCGCCGCCUCGCUGACCGAUCAGUGCGGCGGCGGCGGCGACCCGACGGUGCCGCAGGACUUCGUGACACCCGACGGCCUGGACAGCCAGUACUACAGGAACGUGCUCAACCACGAGGUGCUGUUCGGGUCGGACGCCGCGCUGCUGGCGUCGAACCAGACGGCGGACAUGGUGAGCGACAACGCGUUCACGCCGGGGCUGUGGGAGGCCAAGUUCAAGGCGGCGAUGGUGAAGAUGGGCCGCGCCGGAACCAAGACCAGCACCAACGGCGAGAUCAGAAAGAAGUGCUGGAUGGUCAACUAAGUAACCACUACUAAUCGGAUGGUUUGCUGUGAUCACGUACUACUACUUCAUCAUGCAUGCCACAUUAAAUUAUGGUGCCUGCAUGUGAUUGAGGAUUAUAUAACACCGUGUAUACAAUUAUAUUUUUCAGCCACCACUGUACAUGUUCAUGUCAUAGAACACACAUAUACAAAUUAUAAUGAAAUUUAUUUAUUUUUUAUUGAA
Panicum hallii is the source of this 1795-nucleotide messenger RNA. RefSeq names its product peroxidase 2-like. Gene Ontology annotation, cellular component: plant-type cell wall; plasmodesma. Gene Ontology annotation, biological process: response to oxidative stress; hydrogen peroxide catabolic process. The coding region runs from base 14 to 1591 and encodes 525 amino acids. Lineage: Eukaryota; Viridiplantae; Streptophyta; Magnoliopsida; Poales; Poaceae. Gene Ontology annotation, molecular function: heme binding; peroxidase activity. The record is from RefSeq and is a predicted model, not a curated record. The transcript has 2 exons.